AAUCUCGUAGGCAACGGCUGUGUCUAGUGUCGUUUCAGCUGUUUGGUGUUGUAUUUGGUUCUGUGGACGUGUGGAGUUCAUAUUUUGAUCGUUUGUGAAGUGAAGGGGAAUUGGAUAAUCCAGAUCUACGGUUUCGCCUCGCGAGUCUAAUUCUGUUCCAGCCAGCCUGUGUGACGGGCGCCGGGAGAUGGGCUCGGCCCGCGAGCUGCCGCCGGCCUGAGCUCCGCCAUGGUGGAGCACUGCGACCUGAGCCCCAACGCCAGCCCCGCCAGCCCCGCCAGCCCCGCCAGCCCCGCCGACCCCUCGGCGCGUAUCUCCGGCGACCAAAACUCGCUCUCACCCGGCGAGCUGGCGCUGCUCGCCAAGCUCGAGGAGGCCAACAGGCUGAUCGAGGCCGACGCCAAGUCCCUCAACUCGCUGUCCGGCAACAGCGGCCACUCUCGCAAGAGCUCGGACACCUCGCAGAUAUCGCUCACUUCAGGCACCAGCUCCAGCCAGGAGCGCGCGGAGGAUGGGGACGAGGAUGCCUGGACGCUAUGGGGCCGUGUCUCCAAUGACUGGGAGAACUUCUGGAAGAAGAGGAACCAGUUUGUCAGGGAUCUGGUUAGGAAGGGGGUGCCCCACCAUUUCCGCGGCAUCGUGUGGCAGCUGCUGUGUGGGGCGCACGACUCUCCAAUCAAAAAACAGUACGCGGACUACAUCAAGGCUACCUCGGCCUGUGAGAAGGUGAUCCGCAGGGACAUAGCGCGCACGUACCCGGAGCAUGACUUCUUCAAGGAGAAGGAUGGACUGGGGCAGGAGAGCCUGUUCAACGUGAUGAAGGCGUACUCGCUGCAUGACCGGGAGGUCGGCUACUGCCAGGGCUCUGGCUUCAUCGUUGGCCUGCUGCUCAUGCAGAUGCCUGAGGAGGAGGCGUUUGCGGUGCUGGUGAAGCUGAUGCAGGACUACCGCAUGCGGGACAUGUUCAAGCCCACCAUGGCCGAGCUGGGUCUCUGCAUGUUCCAGCUGGAGAACCUGGUUCAGGACCUGAUACCAGACCUCCACCUGCACUUCCAGUCACAGAGUUUUCACACAAGCAUGUACGCGAGCAGCUGGUUCCUGACGCUCUUCACUACAGCCCUGCCGCUGCCCAUUGCCUGCAGAGCAUUUUGUUUCAGGAUAAUGGACGUGUUCCUGUCGGAGGGGAUGGAGAUCAUCUUCAAGGUCGCCCUGGCGCUUCUGAUGCUGGGCAAGGACGAGCUGCUGUGCCUGGACAUGGAGGGCAUGCUCAAGUACUUCCAGAAAGACUUGCCGGUGAAGGCAGAGGCAGACCCAGACAACCUCAUGAACCUUGCGUACAACGUGAAGAUUAACCCCAAGAAGAUGAAGAAGCUGGAGAAGGACUAUACCGUGAUGAAGACCAAAGAGCAAGAGGAGAUGGUGGAGUUGAGGCGGUUGCGGACGGAGAACCGGCUGCUGCGACAGCGCGUGGAGCUGCUGGAGGCAGAGUCCAGCGAGCUGGCCGACCGACUGGUGCGCGGGCAGGUGUCACGGGCGGAGGAGGAGGAGACCUCCUUCGUGGUGCAGCGCGAGCUGGCAGCGCUGCGCCACACGCACCUGGAGACGUCGCACCGGCUGGAGCUGGCCCACGAGGAGAUUCGCAACCUGUCCUUACUCAUGGAGGAGACGCACAACUCACGACAGUCGUCACUGGAAGAGAUCUCCAUGAAGCGGGAGCUGCUUGGACAGAAAGAGGAGCUGAUCGAGUGCCUGCAAGAGGAGCUGGUGAAGGUGCGGCUGCGAGAGGCGGAGAAUGACGCCCUCAUCCGCGACCUGCGCGCCCGCAUCCAGGAGCUGGAGGAGGACAAGAAGACGCUGCGGGAGAUGACGCCCGACAACUCGGUCGCCCACCUGCAGGAGGAGUUGAUAGCUGUGAAGCUGCGCGAGGCAGAGGCCAACCUGUCCCUCAAGGACCUGCGGCAGAGGGUUGGCGAGUUGAGCGCACAGUGGCAGCGGCACCUGCAGCGCUGUGGCGCGGUGUGGCAGGAGCACCGCACGGAGGCCACGCCACCGCCCGACAGCACGCCCAAGAAGCUGCUGUUCUGGGAGAGCCGUGGGAAUGAGACCCAGCGGCUGGAGGAGGAGCUUAUGACCACACGCAUCCGCGAGAUGGAGACGCUCACCGAGGUCAAGGAGUUGCGGCUCAAGGUCAUGGAGCUGGAGACCCAGGUGCAGGUGAGCACCAACCAGCUGCGGCGGCAGGACGAGGAGAACAAGAACCUGCGUGAGGAGCUGGAGCAGGCUGCUACCCGCGAGAAGGAGCUGACCACUCGGCUCCGAGAACAGCAGCACCGCUACACCGACCUCGAGUCCAAGAUGAAGGAUGAGCUGAUGAUGGCGAAGAUUCGCGACGUGGAGCACACGCAGUGUGUCGCCGAGCUCACUCAAAAGAUAUCUCUGCUCGCUCUGAAGAACGAAGAGAUGGUGGCAGAAGGGGAGCUGCGAAGUGGCAACAUGGAAGACAGCGAUAAGGUGCGCGAGCUCCAGGACAAAGUGGCUGACUUGAAGGCAGAGAUCAUGAGGCUAGAGUCCUGGAAGCAGCGCUGGAUGGAAGGCUGUGGCCCGAGCUCGCACUUCGGCGCAUCUCGCUCGGGCUCGGUCGACACGGAGAGCGAGCACGACGAGCCCACUGCCGACCUACAGCUGCAGCUCGGCUCUGAGAUGUCCGGCGCCGAGGUAUGACCGUGGGCAUGCCGACGCCCGCUCUGGGGUGUCAUUGCGUGCGUCUGACGGGCCUUCCGCGUCGUACGCCAGACGUACGUUGCCGAACCUUUGUGCGCCAGUUACACGCUCCUCAGUAUUUUAAUUUCCUCAUUCAAGUAAUAUUACUUGAGCGUAAGCACUGUACUGUGGUGUGUUAACUACUAGUUUUACAUAGGCAGCCACAGUUUGACUUCAAUGUAUUUUUUUUCAAAGUUGUUAUACCUGUACUUUUUUGUACAUUAUUUACUGUUUCCUUCUUGAACAGUCUGUAAACUUUUGUGAUGGAAUUCUGUGAUUUGUAAUUGUAUUUUAUUAAAUUUCAACAUUGUUUUCGUACUGAAAACAAUAUAUAUUCUUAUUUACAUUAAUUUGAUAUAAUAAAAGUUUUAUUUCUACAUUCAUAUAUUUAUCCAUGCAAGGUGAGUGUUCUAUGAAAUAAACUAAUUUUUGCUAAGGCAUUUAAUAUCAGCUGUAGAAAUUUAUUCAACCCUUAAUUAUUACUAAAUUAUAUUUAUAGAGCUUUAUAGCCAUAAUUUAUCUUUUCACACAGAAAUGAAAUCUCUAAUAUUUAUUUUAUUUAAAUUAUAGUAUUAUGUACAGCUCUUAAAUUAUUUAGGGGUAUUGAAUAUAAUGAUUUGUAAUUUAAAACUUUGAUUUACUGUUGACUGGAAAAUAGACAUGAUAUUUAUUUUGUAUGAUGAAAAUUUAUAGGAAGUAUUUCUGUGAUGAGUUUGUACAUUUGUGUGUAAAUAGGAAUAUAUUUAAAAAUGGUGCAAUAAUGCUAGUGUUUAUACUGAAUAACCUUACAAAUUUUUUUCCCCAUCAUAUUUGUGUUUUUCGUUUAGUUUUUGAAACCAUAUAAAUAGUCAUAUUAUGUCUGAAGAAAUUAUUUUAUUUUAGGGUGUUGGUAUUGCUAGUAACAUUUUAUGUCAAUUUUACAGCACAGUUGAAUUUCUGGUGUAGAACUCUCUCUCUCUCUCUUUCUCUCUCUCUCUCUCUUUCUCUCUCUCUCUGUCUCUCUCUCUGUCUCUCUCUCUCUGUCUCUCUCUCUCUCUCUCUCUCUCUCUCUCUCUCUCAGUGUUGGAUGUGGGGUGAAUUAUUUGGCUUGCAGCAUUUGGAAAGCUAUGAGAAACUGAAAUGCAGGGGGGGCAAAUCUGUAGGAAUCUAAAGGGUAGGGGGGGGGCAGGGGGGGGGGGGGCGCAGGAAUUUCCAGGGAGAGGGCCCGCUCUGGAUACGGUGCUUCUAUGUUGUAAAUUGCCCGUAUUUUGGCCUGCCUUUAUGGAUGCAAUAAGCAGAAAACUUCCAAAUAUACAGGAAGUUUUCCAUAAGACGUAGUUUUGAUAUCAAACCCAUUUCACAGUCAUACUUUUGCAAGUACAGGCAAGUACAGUGAGGGUCUUCUUAAUUCCAGGAUCCACACCCAUGCUAUGAGGUACCUACAUUAUAUAUAGUGGCCGUGUCCGAAUUCAUUGCAACGAGUCCUUGCCCACUCCCUUCUCUUUUACUAAUUACUCCUUGUUCCUUCAUUUUGAAAUGUAAGCUUUCUAUGUAGACGUUCUUAUACUCUUUUUUUGCAUUUCAGUUAGCCACAAUUUUUUUUUACUGUUGACAGCCUUAUCUUAAGAUGCAAAAAAUAUAAUAAAUCUUACUGCUUUGGUUACAGCAAAUUAUUUAUUAUUUAACUAAAUUUGCAUUUUUAUAAAGUCAUUUGAACUCUAUAAAGCCAUAAAUAAUUGAAUAAACCUAUUAAAUUAAAUGAUAAGAGAAUAAUAAGACAAGCUGCACUUUUGUUUGUACUUAAUGUUCAUCCAUGUUGAAUGUAGCAUGUUGAAUGUAGUUUUUCAAAUAUUAUAAAAUGUGCUGAGCAACAGAAACUUUAUAAAAUAUAAUUUCUUGGUCACCAAUACCUAUCAAGGGAUCAAAUGGGGAUGUGGCAUUUUCUCCUUGGAAUAAGUGGACAUUAUAAUGAGCAUUCUGACAGCGACGUGAUUUCACGACAGUGAUGCACUUUUCAAAGGGGUUGAAGUUAGCUAAGGGCAUCUGGAAGGUGAAUUCGAACAUGGCCAGCGAGUCUGUGAUUCUUUGAACAUUUACACUUACUUAUUUUUGUAUCCUUCAAAAAUUACCUUUUAUAUAAUGUGUAAAAGUUUUCAUGUUCACCUUUGUUUACAACAGUUGCUACACAGUGUUCUGCAAUCAAUUAGUCUGAACGUUGUGCCCAGUUCCUUUCCAGUGAAUUGUUGGGGUGAGUGCCUGUCAGGUGAAAUGCAUAAUUUGCUGGAAGUGCGUGACCGUGGCAGCUUCUUGGUGCUUCACAAAGGAAUCGUCAAGCUAGUAAAACCAUAAAAUACUUCUCAAGAAUGACUGCAGGAAAAUGUUCAAAUUUAGCAAGUAGAUUGUAGUGUAAAUUAUGAUUGUAAAACUUUUUGAAGCAGAAUAUUUUAAAUGUUGAGAAAUAUGAACUGAAAUUUUAAAUUGGACUGUUAAGGUUGCUACAGAAAAACAAUAUCUUAAUAUCUCUUCGUAAUAUUUGUAAAUUUUCAAAGCAAGGUACGUGUAUCGACAACAGGACAAUGGCUGCGGAAAGUAGAUAGGAAGAGAUCACAAUUUGGAACCCAUAACUUCAGUACGUCAGUCAAGGUAGAGAUUACUGUAAAAACUCAAUUUCUUGGAUGUUUUGUAGUUUUAGACUUAGUGUGAGGACCAUAGUUCACUUGUGUGUGUGUGUGUGUAUGCAUGCUCUCUGCCUGGGUCUCUGAAGUGAACUCCUCUGUUUGUGACCGUACAAUCUAGCAAGUCUGGUCAAAUAGGAGGUUGCAAGUGUUUGUGGGAGCAUUCUGGUCAGGAAGCAGUUCUCGUUGAGGCUGGAAUGUUUACUCUCUGCAGAGGAUCACCUGGCCUUGCAAGCGUGUAGCCAGCCUAGCUAGUUGCCAAUGACCAUUGAGAGAGUUUUUGAAGAGAAGCAGGCCUAUGCUUCCGAGGAUUUUAUGGUUCAGAUGAAGCAGGAGUGCAGGAGUAAAUGUUCCAUGAAGGAAACUGCAGUCUGUCAACAACCAAUUUGAAUGUACAUUCAUUUGAGUUGCCCAAUAUAGUGGCCAUAAUAUGGCCCAUUGAUAACCCCACAACCAUGUGAGCUCCAAUUGAUCUUAACUCUUCCAGAUCUUGAGAAAAAAAAUUAUGGUAAAACUUAACUGGUAAAAGAGAGUUAACUUAUAUGAAAUCAGGGUUUCUUUUUAAUUGGCUUCGAUUUCCUUAAAAUGUUAUUUUAGGCUCUACAUUCCAUACAUUAGAACCAGAGUCCAAGUCACACUAGUGCAGCUCUGAGGUACAGCAGUGUGUCAAUUGUUGUUUUAUAAUAAUUAGAGAAAAUAAAUGUAAGUAGUCUUGCUGUUUACAGUGAGCUGUAUGUAGUAUGUAGUUUUCACAAGAGGAUUCAGAAAUUGAAAAAGAAAGAAAUCAAGUAUUUUUAUUACUUUGGAUGAUAGAUUGCUCAGGGUAAAUAUGAACAGUCAUCAGUUUAAAACUAAUAAUUUUGGUUCUGUUGUGUCUUGGAGAAAUACUUUGCCAGUGACUUUCCCAUGGUAUAUGUAUGCCUAGUGUGGUCUGGACCAGUGUUCUCUUCUGUAGUUUUACACACUUGUUGUUUGCUUCAAGUCACAUACAUAACUUGAUUAGAGCUCUAAACUGGACCACAAACAGAAGUAUGAAUGUUCCAUUCGUCAUCGGUGCUAGAAUAUCUUUGAUAAGUUACAGAGCCCAGCGACUGAUGCAUCGCUCUACAAAUUAACAAUUAACACAUUUCUUUUCACUUUUUGUUUUGCAUAUACUACACAGAAAGUGAGUUUGGCAAUGAUGUGUAAAGCUUUUCUGCUUCUGUCUCAUUUUAAUUUAUGGAAGUUAAUAGUUGCAGUGUUUGUUUGCACACAUGCAAUUUCCACUUCAUUUUUUAUGUCAAUGUGUGCGAGGGUACCUAAUUAUUUAUUUUUGUUUUGAGACUUUUCUGUCUAUUAGUGAUAAUAUACAAAAUUCUCAAGCAGAGUAGUAGUAAAAUUAUUAUUAAUUAGUACUUGUCUUUUUUAUUCUUUAAUUUUUAAAUAGAAAUAUCUGUAUUAGUAUCCUAAUCAUUGGAUAAUCCAUGUAUGUAACAUUGGGGUGAACUACAUGAAAAAAUAAACACAUUCACAACCAAUGUUCUAAUUUACAAACUGUAGAAAAUAUUUUUUUUAAAAAAACUUCCUUUCAUAAUUACUUUUAACUACCAGCUGCAAAUUUCUUUAUUGCAAAUUACUUAUUGCUAAAGUUUGGUUUUCUUUAGUCAUGAGUUAGUUCAAUACUUCCCAAUCUCCCAUGCCUGCAAAUAUCACAAAAACGAAGCAAAGCUUAAUAGAUCAAAAUUAAGUAGUGACAGAGCUUUCCAAGAGACAUCUCACUUAUAUCAGGGUGUGAUUUUAUUGGCUAAGCCAAACUUUAGUGUAGUUGGGACACAAAAUGUAGACUUGUUUGUUACUCGACUUGGACGGACAGUCAAGCUCAAGUUCUGAAUGCACAUUGGAAUUUGUCGUCGGCAUUCGGCCAGAGUUCGUAGAGACAGGCUGGCUCUUGGACUAAGCUUGAAAGUUGUGGUUUUUAUUAAAAUAUUUAUUUGAUUUUUUCCUUGCUUUCUUGAAAUCCACAAAAUCAACUUUUAUCUUGGAAACCUGUCAACACAAAUAAAUAAAUUUUUUUUUUCAGGCAUAUAAAUUUUAAUUUUUAGAAUUGUUAGAAUGUGAAUAAAACUUUAUACAGUAGACUCCCUAUUAUCCGCGGGCGGAUGAUCCGCGGUGCUGAUUAUCCGCUCAUGCUACAAAAAAAAUACAGCACAUAUGUAAAUCUGUAUUUUAUUACAUGUGAGCAAAUUUGAACUCUACUGACGAGUGUAUUGUGUGCAGUAUACUGUAAAACGCCACAGGCCUUCUCGGAACUCACGCAGUAGGCUGACAUGCGUUGCUAUUUUUGUCUCUGUGCAACUUUGUUUCUAGUCGUAUGGUUGAGCACUUUUAUGUUUACAUUACUGAAAUGUAUUUUAUGUUAAUAAUUCAGUAAAAUACUAAAAUUUUAGCAUCAUUAAAAGUUUUUUACUGUUAAUUGUAACUUUUACUGCACAUAAAGUUUUAGAUUUUUAAGUUUAAAUUAAUGUUUCCUUUUUUGUUUCCCAUUAUCUUUUUUUUUUUUUUUUUUUUUUUUUUUUUUUUUUUUUUUUGCGGAUUAUCCGCGAUUUUUACUAUCCGCGGUGGCCCUGCCACUUAAUUUUGCGGAUAAUCGGGAGUGUACUGUAUAUCUCCCAAGGAAAAUAUUUAAUAUUCCGGGAUUAAAAAGUUUGUAGGUGGAAUAUUUUGUGUGCUGAAUGUUGGCAGUGGUUGGAGUUUGCAGGGUUUUUUUUUUCCGUAUAGAAUUGCUUUUAAUUGAUCAAUAAGAAAUUUGAGCAACGAAUCCAUGUAGUUAAUGUAAUUUUCACACUCUGAGUGUAUUCAUGAACAUUUCCCCCAUUACCUGCUUGUGUGUUCUGAAUGGUAAAACAUAUUUUAACUGUUGCCGUAGUUGGCUGUAUGUUGGUUUCCCUGUAAUUGGUAGGUUUGGUUUUCAGAAAUAGUGUAACAAUGAUUGUAAGUUUUAUGAACAUACAUGAUGUUUGCAAAAAAAAAAUUCAUUUUCGUGACAUUUUAAAUUUUUUUUUUAUAUAUAUAUAUAUAAGUUUUCUGACAAUGUUAUAUCCAUUCUCAAUUUUUUUUUUUCCAGUGCAGAUUAUUUAUUUUUGAAGUCUGUUCUAGGGGACAAGAGACUAAAAAAGUUAUUGCUAGGCAGAAAGUGUUUCAAUUUAUUAAUAAAGUCCAUAGUGUGUUUAAUAACUGUUCUGAUAACUGUUAGCCUUUUGAGAGAUACUCGGUUAAUGAUGGCCUUGAAAGCAACUUUUGAAAGUUGCCCUGAAAUCAACAUCUUAACACACUUGUUGCUUAGAAUACACAAAAGAUGGUGAACUAGUCAAAACUUUUGCUCUCAAAAUAUGAGUUGUGGAGAUUUUGCAAUUGAUUAGCAAUCACUAUACAUUUUUGUCACUGCUUUUGUCUUUUCAAAAAAUCCCUUUGUUUUUAUGGUCUUAAUUUAACUAUAUAUUUGCAGUGCUGGUUUUUUUCAUUUGUAACUCUGUGACAGAACAAAAAACUUGAAUUGUAAAAUUAUUUUCACGUAAAGUUUACACAAACAUACUCUAACACUGUGCUAUCUUAAACCCCCUUGUACUUGGUUAGCUUUUUUUUUUUUUUUUUUUUUUUAAAUUUUAUUUCAUGAUUUUAAAUUGCUUAUUUUCAAAAGCCCUGUUGUAGAUUUAUGGACAGUUAAUGCCCGUCUUUUUCAACAUAUAUUUCUCUGAGCUGAGUGAGUUAUUGAGCAGUUACCAUCUGGUAUUUGCAGAAGUAUUAUAGUGUAAAAUCUAAUUAUUGUUCAUAUAUUAUUUGUAAAGUAGUAGUUGGUUAAUUUUCAAUUAGAUUGGCAUUUAUUUUCUGCUUUUAUAAUAAAUUUUUUGCAUUUAUUGUGAAAUAUAUAAAUGUAUGUGAUAGUUCAUUAGUGGUGUACUUAUUUUGAAACAUUUUAGCAAAUUCAUGUUUGUAUGUUGGUAGUUUGGUGCUUAGCUACUUGAUGUAACUAGACAUUCCGAAUUUUUUAAAGUAAUGUUUUGUUAAUCUGAUCUUGUGGGUGAGAUGAUAAAAUGUAUUAACACGUUUCUUUCAUAUUCACUAGCCUUGAAAUUUUCCCUGUGUAAAAAAUAAAAUUACAUAAGGCCAUGUCUUCUUUACCUCAUCUGGAGAUUAUUUUAGACAUUAAAUAAAGGGUAGAUGGUCUAA
Molecule: messenger RNA, 9620 nt
Organism: Bacillus rossius redtenbacheri
Lineage: Eukaryota; Metazoa; Arthropoda; Insecta; Phasmatodea; Bacillidae
Gene: Evi5
Product: ecotropic viral integration site 5 ortholog
Exons: 19
Coding region: 229-2721 (830 amino acids)
Source: RefSeq, a predicted model, not a curated record